GCAAUGCUGCUUUUCCGGGGCCCAGGGACCCUCUGCGGAUUCAGACCCACCCUCUAUGCUUUACCUUCUGCGAAUCGAUACUUGGCGACCAAAGCCUACGACCCUCUCCGCAUACUCUUCUGCGGCUCCGAUGAAUUCAGUAUUGCUUCCUUGAAAGCGCUCCAUGCAGAACAUCUCUCUCGACCGGACCGGAUCGCGUCCAUUGAUGUCGUUUGUAGACCCGGUAAAAGGGUUGGGCGAGGGUUGAAGAAGAUACAGGAAGUCCCUAUCAAAGCAGCCGCAACAGAUUUAUCGCUUCCUAUCCAUGAAAUUGACACUUUCCGGGGCUGGACGCCUCCUGUCCUGCCGGAAGGGCCCAUCAACUUGAUCGUCGCUGUCUCGUUCGGGCUAUUUGUGCCUCCCCGAAUUAUCAAUGGUGCUAAAUAUGGGGGUCUCAAUGUGCACCCCUCUUUACUCCCCGACUUCCGCGGUCCCGCACCGCUACACCACACACUCCUGAACAAUAGAACCAGAACUGGCGUCACAUUGCAAACUCUACAUCUGAAGCACUUCGACCACGGUACUAUUCUAGCGCAGACGCCGUUCCCAGGAUUUGACAUACCGAACCCAGCUUCCUGCACGGUCCAGGAACUGCUAGAUGUCGUUGCCCCCAAGGGCGCGGAAAUUCUCGUUGAAGGCAUCCAAAAGGGACUUUUCGUCCCCCCUUUGCAAGAUGUAGGCUGGCGCCCGUCAGCGGACGAUGGUACUCUGAUUCAUGCUGCAAAGAUCAUGCCAGAAGACCGACAUAUUGACUGGACCAAGUGGACCUUGCAUGAUAUCCAGAGAAGACAUCAUGUGUUGGGUCCGCUUUGGAGCAAAUCCCUAGUUGCCAGCAGCGGCACAUCUGGUGGGAAGCCCAGCUUCCAACAUCUUCGCGUCAUAUUCUCCGAGUUUGAAGAAGUAGCUUUACUAAAAGGCUGCGAUCAAUUCUCGGUCGUACCCGGCCUACCGUUUAUAGACGGCGCCCUUCCAAUCGAAUUGGAUAAAGGAAACGGCGUAUAUGUGUUCACUCGGGACCACAAGCUUGUCAGGAUUCAUCAAAUGAAGGUUGAAGGUGGGUUGACUACAGACGCUCUCCGAGCCGCUCGCAAGGCUCGUAUGAUUGGCGAACGAACGUUCUACUCGGGGGACAUCGGAUAUACACCAUUCUACAAUCCUCUACAUUGAACGCAAUGAGAUGAAAACAAAAUGCCUAUCAUUUCAUUGACGUUGCGAUACCAUCGCUACAUACCCUUCAUACCAGCCAAUCCAGGCCUUCGUACGCCGAGCAUUGCAGAUAAUCCUCCUCCACGGUUUCACACUACAAAUCGCAAAUCCGGCAACUGUAGAAUCAGUCCUAAAGGAAAUACCAUCGACCGGAGCACUUCCUGACCUGAAUUUACUUGGCCAGUCACAGACAUGCCCUGUGCGAACAUGGCAUAUGCAUUGGCAGUGUCGUCCAGGUCAACCUACCAGCAGUUUUAUGAGCAGCAGGGAUGCAUGGUACAUGGAAAACUAUGCCGUUCUCUUCAGCUCGUCUUUCUCCUUAUAUCCAUCAAUAUUAUGGCUGCACACUGUAUACGCCUUGGCUGAUGAUCGCUUUUGUAUU
Messenger RNA from Aspergillus aculeatus ATCC 16872, 1627 nucleotides. Its product is annotated as methionyl-tRNA formyltransferase. The transcript is spliced from 4 exons. Gene Ontology annotation, biological process: conversion of methionyl-tRNA to N-formyl-methionyl-tRNA; biosynthetic process. Bases 4 to 1206 code for a protein of 400 amino acids. Gene Ontology annotation, molecular function: methionyl-tRNA formyltransferase activity. Lineage: Eukaryota; Fungi; Ascomycota; Eurotiomycetes; Eurotiales; Aspergillaceae. The record is from RefSeq and is a predicted model, not a curated record. Gene Ontology annotation, cellular component: mitochondrion.